Ilyonectria robusta is the source of this 1296-nucleotide messenger RNA. RefSeq lists its product as uncharacterized. Lineage: Eukaryota; Fungi; Ascomycota; Sordariomycetes; Hypocreales; Nectriaceae. The record is from RefSeq and is a predicted model, not a curated record. The coding region runs from base 1 to 1296 and encodes 431 amino acids. The transcript has a single exon. Gene Ontology annotation, cellular component: membrane.
AUGGAAGAAGCCUUUUCUGUCGAAGAGUUGGGUCGACGACGGUUCCGACAUCCCGAAUGGGACGGCCGGCGAAAGUCUUUCAUUAUCCCCAAGGUAAUGAUGGGCGCCAUAAUUCUCGUCAUGUUCCUAGCAAUCAUGUCCAAUUUCUUUGGAACAGCCUUCAGACAGACUGGCCGAAUCAAGGCCCUCAAGAUUCUCGCCAUUGACUACGACGGAGGCAACAUCGGCGAAGCUACCCAGAAAGCCUACUCUGAACUGCAACGCGACUCCUUCCCGACCGUCGAAUUCCGAUCAGCAACUGACUACCCUGACUCUGCUUCCGUCUGCCGUGCUGUCUGCAGUGGCCACUACUGGGCCGGCAUAUACACUCAUUCGAACGCUUCUUCUCGAUUAUCAGCUGCCCUCGACGGUGGCAUUGCAGCAUCUUCGUACAAUUCGACCGACACGUUCACAUACAUUUACAACCAAGCACGUUAUCCAACUGUGGCAGACGGCCAAAUCCGCACUGGCAUUGAGGAAUUGAUAGAAGGUGCCCGGAGCGCCUACUACUUGUCCACGGGCGGGAAAAAUGGGUUUUCUUCUAUCAACAGUUCCGACGAAAAGGCCGUCAUCGCAUAUCUCAACCCUUUCAGUGCCACUAUCGACCUUAUCAUGCCCACUACCCAAGGCACCCGUGUCUAUUAUAACACGGCAUUUAUGGUGGUGCCGAUUCUAGCGCAGUUCUUUCUCGUCCUCGCUAUGAAUGGCAUUAGCUCGCAGCAUCAAGUCUUCACGCAUGCUAGUAUUCGGGAUGUUUGGCUGAUCCGUUUCGCAAUCGGAAAGGUCUACUCCUUUGUCGGCGCCUUGGUUAUGGCUGGGUACUUGUGGGCGUUUCGCGAGGACUGGAACGUUACUGGACGACAAUUUGUCUUGACUUGGCUCGUGAUGUGGCUUCAUACUGAGGUCAACUGGGUGUUAAUGGAGUCCCUUAUUGCGAGCUACAUUCCGCUGCAAUUCAUUUCUCUCUUCGUUGUCAGCUGGGUGAUGGUCAAUGUCGCCAGUUCCAUCUUUCCCUUUGAGCUAAGUCCUGGCUGGUAUCGUUGGGGGUAUGCACUACCCGCCCAUGAGACAUACGAGAUGCUUGUGUAUGUUUGGUCUGGCUGCGCAAACCCAAUGCGAGUGGCUCUUCCUGUUAUGUUUAGUUGGCUGGUUCUUGGGCAUGUCAUCGCCUGGUUCUCAAUUCGAAAGCGAUGUCUUGAUGCCGAGCGAGAGUUGAAAAUGGCCAACGGCAGUCGUGACAAUUCUGAGUCCAACUAG